UCGCGAGAAGUUACACACGCGCGCUGUGUUCUGGUGUUCUCGCGGUAGCAGGCCAUUCCAGUCUCGCGUGGAGAGCAGACCAGCACGUGAACGCCUCUGCCGUCCCGUCAGCUAGCAGAUCAUGGGCCGCUCCUCCAAAGACAAGCGGGACAUUUACUACCGACUGGCCAAGGAGGAGGGCUGGAGAGCCCGCAGCGCCUUCAAACUGCUGCAGCUCGACCAGGAGUUCAGCCUGUUCCAUGGUGUGAGCCGGGCCGUGGACCUGUGUGCCGCCCCGGGCAGCUGGAGCCAGGUGCUGAGCCGCAAACUCAGAGUGAAGAAGGAGCAGCAGGAGGUGAAGGAGGAGCAGCAGGAGGUGAAGGAGGAGGUGAAGGAGGAGGUGAAGGAGGAGGAUGAGGAUGGGCGGAGUGAGGAGGUGAAGAUCGUAGCGGUGGACCUGCAGGCCAUGGCUCCUCUGCCGGGAGUCACUCAGAUUCAGGGAGACAUCACCAAGGUGUCCACGGCCCAGGAGAUCAUCCGGCAUUUCGAGGGCCGGCCGGCCGACCUGGUGGUGUGUGACGGAGCGCCGGACGUAACGGGGCUUCACGAUGUGGACGAGUACAUCCAGGCUCAGCUCCUGUUGGCGGCUCUGAACAUCACGACGCACGUCCUGAAGCCUGGAGGAGCCUUCGUGGCCAAGAUCUUCCGGGGGAAGGACGUGACGCUGCUGUACUCACAGCUGAAGAUCUUCUUCAGCAGUGUGACCUGUGCAAAGCCUCGCAGCAGCAGGAACUCCAGCAUCGAGGCCUUCGUGGUGUGUCAGAGUUACUCUCCACCUGAAGGUUACGUUCCCAACAUGUCCAACCCUCUGCUGGAUCACUGCUAUGAUGUUGACUUCAACCAGUUAGAAGGUCCAAACCGGGUGGUGGUUCCGUUCCUGGCGUGUGGCGACCUGAGUGCGUUCGACUCGGACCGGAGCUACCCGCUGCAGCUGGAUGCCAGUAAGCAGUACCAGUACACCCCCCCCACCCAGCCACCCAUACGCCCCCCCUACCAGCAGGCCUGCCAGCUCCGCAAGACCAACCAGCUGGCCCGAGAGGACGCCCCGGCCCUCUGAGGCUCCGCCCCCUGCCCGCUCUGACCCUCUGAGGCCCCGCCCCCUGCCUGCCCUGACCCUCUGAGGCUCCGCCCCCUGCCCGCCCCAACCCUCUGAGGCCCCGCCCCCUGCCUGCCUCGGCCCUCUCAGGCUCUGCCGGCUGCCGCCACACGGUGAGGAGAGAACUGAGGAGAGUGGUGUGACGGCGGCGUGACGGCAGCAGGCAGCGGCGUGACGGCGGCGGGCGGCGUGACGGCAGUGGGCGGCGUGACGGCAGUGGGCGGCGGCAGCGUGACGGCGGCGGGUGGCGGCGUGGCGGCAGUGGGCGGCGGCGUGACGGUGGCGGGCGGCGGCGUGGCGGCAGUGGGCGGCGGCGCAGUCGCAGGGAAAUGUUGUCAGGCAGAAGAAACAGGAGGGACAGAAAUGAGACACUGUUUGGAACCUCAGCAGGUUCAGUCAAAAGAAAAGAAAAAACAAGAAAAAGGAAAGUGACCUGAAUAUUAGCCACAAUUAAACUGAGAAUUUCCUUUUUUUCUAUUUUUUUCAAGUUUUUUUUUCUUUCUUUCUGGUUCUUUCUUUCUUUCUUUCUUUCUUUCUUUCUUUCUUUUCCAGGUUCCAGCUCAUUUUCUUGUAACUUUUUCUUGGUUUCUUGCAGAUUUUCUGGUCAUUUCUUGUUGUCAUGGUUAUCUUUGCCAUGUUUUUGAAAGAAAUCAAGUGAAUUUGUUGGGGUUUCAAAGGGUCAAAUUGCCAGAUUUCAUGCUGACUUUUUAAUCAAAUGUUUUUAUUCUGUCUGUUGAACUUGAUGUGUUAUCUUCUUGGACUGAAUAAAGUUUGACCUUUCGAAUAAUAAUCA
This is a messenger RNA of Myripristis murdjan (pinecone soldierfish), 1928 nucleotides long. RefSeq names its product FtsJ RNA 2'-O-methyltransferase 1 (gene ftsj1). The coding region runs from base 122 to 1096 and encodes 324 amino acids. Gene Ontology annotation, molecular function: tRNA methyltransferase activity. The transcript has 12 exons. Gene Ontology annotation, biological process: cytoplasmic translation; tRNA methylation. The record is from RefSeq and is a predicted model, not a curated record. NCBI's taxonomy places the organism in Eukaryota, Metazoa, Chordata, Actinopteri, Holocentriformes, Holocentridae. Gene Ontology annotation, cellular component: cytoplasm.